Molecule: messenger RNA, 895 nt
Organism: Theobroma cacao (cacao)
Lineage: Eukaryota; Viridiplantae; Streptophyta; Magnoliopsida; Malvales; Malvaceae
Source: RefSeq, a predicted model, not a curated record
CCCUCUCCGAGCCCCCCACCCCCCCCUCUCUCUUCUUGAAACAAGGUUACCCGUCUCGCUAAAUCUGCCAAUCACAAAAGCUUUUCUUCUCUUUGAAUACCCAGAUCAGGGUUCUGAAUCAUUUUCAAAAAUUCCAUGGAAGCCACGAGAGGACGAGAAGCAACAGGGUUUCUAGACAUGGUCCUUCCUCCACGCCUGGAAGACGCGGGACUCGAGGACUGCGCUCUUCCGCUAGAUUCCAUACACGAGGCCUUCCGCAAGGCCGCCUCCGCUGUCAAAUCACGUGGCGCCACCUUCUUCCACUCUGACGAUGAACCUGGAUGCGUAGACGACCCAUUUCCCGACAGCGCCAAGUGCUCCUCCGAGUUCCUGGCUUCGCUACCUUGUCAGGACAUGUCUGACGUGCUGGUGGUUGGAGAGCCUUUGGACCCUGCCUCGGACUCGGUGGGAGGCUGCGUGAAAGUAAAGGAAGGCGGUAGGGAAGUGGUGGAAGGUAGGGAUACGGUGGUCGUGGGCGGCGAUGGUGUAGAGGCGGGGGAUGGGAGGGGUUGUAUAGAUGAUGAGCUAAAGGGUUUGGAGAUUGGAAGGAAAGAGAGAAGGAAGAAAGAAAAUCAGGAGGAGGAAGAGACGGGAAAGGAAAAACCAAUUCUGGUUGAGGGUUUUGCGUAGGAUCCUGGUUUUGAUGCUUAAUGUAGCUCCUGUUUGUACAAGUUUUUCUGUUUUUAACUUGAAUAGUUUGGAGGUGAUGGAUGUAUGUGAUUCGAUGAUGAAUCUUGCUGGUUUUAUGUAGCCAAAGUCAUGGAAAGUUUGUGAUGGUAAAGGAACUUUUUGUUUUAGUAUAUCCAUGUAGCAGCAUCAUUUUUUUGAUUCACAGGAUUUCAUUAUAUUAUGUAUA